CGCGCCACGAUAGCGCGAGCACUAAUCACUAAGAGCCACUACUCCGCUACAUUCGUUCCUGACAAGACGCAGUCAACGGUUUAGCGGACAGUUGAUUGCGUUGCGUUUAUACGCCAUUAUGGACUCGUUGGCGAAUUACGCCAGCGACAACAGUAACAAUUCGGACGACGUGAAGAUGCCAACUCAGGGACAGGAAGAGACAAAUAGGAGGGCUAGUGAUGCCAAUUACGACCCGGUGCAAAUGGACAUGAGUGAGGAAAGCAACAACAAUAAUUCAUCCAGGGAAUCUAGUAGCGAACGCGCAAAUAGUCCUUCAACAGCGCAGCCUACCUUUGGCUCGAGAACGGAAUUGUCUCGUGCCUUGCCUUCUCCUUCAGACCAGAGGCGAGCCGCCGAUCACGAGAAUCACACGAGUUCGAAAGACGACCAUAGGCGAGGGGACCGCAGCGAUCGGAGUCGUCACACGUCCGAUAAGAGCCGACGAAGUUACGACGAUCGAAGACAACGUGAUAGUAAUAGUAGUCAUAGAGACCGAAGUAGAGAUCGUAAAAGUCGAGAUGACGAUAAGCGUAAACUCGGAUCAUCCAAAGACGAGAAGAACGACGACCGAGACAGGAGCGACAAGGAUCAUCAUUAUAGGGGGGACGACAGAAGGGAUCGUAAUCGCGACAGGAAUGAUAGGGACAGACGUAGGGAUCGCGAUCGAGAGCGGGAUCGGCGACAUUCCAGGGACGAUCGAUCAAAGGACCGGCAUCGGGACGAGCGCUCAACUUACCACAAGGAAAAGGAUCGCACGCGAUCGAGGUCACGAUCGAGAGAUCGCGCUCCACCUCCGUCGUUCAGGAUGAUGAGUUACCGAGAGGAGAAGGGACGGAACAAAUUGGCCCAGUUGGAGAAGCUGGGUAUAGAGCUGAAACCGCCGGAAGGUGGUAGUGAUUCGGUGGCAUCCAGUAUGCAAAGCGAGCAGAAUUACUAUAAUCCGUUGGCGACGGCGACCCAGGGCAAGUACGCGGAGCAGAUCCAGAAGAGGAAGCUACUGUGGGCCAACAAGUCAAAGCAAGACGAUGGUAAGAGUACGUCGACUGCAGCUUCCACAGCCAAUACCUGGAUGGGAACGACCUUCACACAUGAUCAGGAUGGCAAAGUGUCUGCCAAAUUCAAGCGACUCAUGGGUAUUAAGGGUGAUCUACCUAGCUCGCCUAUGGUAGGAGCCAAACCAGAUAUUCUGAAGAAGCAAGAGGAAAUGUUCAACAAUAUGGAACAACAAUACGAAGUGGCGCGAGCCACUACACACACGCAACGUGGCGUAGGGCUAGGUUACGCUACUGGCGGUUAUCAGUUCCCACGAUAAAGUGCAUUGAAACUUCACAUCCUCAUUGUUUAAUUACAUUUAAUACCGAUAGAGAGAUAUACGAAAUAUAGUUACGUUCGACAGAUAUUUUUA
Nylanderia fulva is the source of this 1444-nucleotide messenger RNA. RefSeq lists its product as uncharacterized. The record is from RefSeq and is a predicted model, not a curated record. Lineage: Eukaryota; Metazoa; Arthropoda; Insecta; Hymenoptera; Formicidae.